AUGGGCAUCUUCUCCUAUGUAAGGAGCAUCUACGCCCUCGACACAAUCGACACACGCUUCACCAACUCCUCGUCCACUCCUUAUAAAGCGGUCCUUGAUGCACGCAUAGACCCUGCCACGUCGACAUCGAAACGAUACGACUCGAUCCAAGGGGAUGCCGUCAAGACGGAUCGCAAUGGCCGGCCUCUAGCAGAGCCUUCGAAAUGGAACACCCCGGAGUUUUACAUAUAUUAUAUUGUGUUUUUAACGGUUGUGCCAUACAUGUUCUGGAUCGCAUACGAUGUGUCAAGACCAUCUGAUCCGAAUUACCAUAAAUUCGAGCCAUAUCUGUCCCCAGGCUGGAUACCGGGUCGCAAGAUUGAUAUAUCCGAUGCCCAAUAUUUUACGUUCCGGCGCAACAUACCGUACAUGUCGAUCCUUCUAACGCUGCACCCUCUCGCUCGAAAAUUAUACAACCGCUUGCGGCCAAUACCCUCACGAAACAAUUCUCCGAAAGUGAAUGGCAGCUUGCCAUAUGGUUCAACAGCAGAAGGAGAAGCGCGGCUGGAGCAGCGAGCAUCCUUUGACUUUGGAUUUGCGGUAGUAUUUUUGGCGGCUUUGCAUGGAUUUUCGGUGUUCAAGGUCCUCUUGAUAUUAUACGCCAACUUUGUUAUUGCGACACGGCUUCCUCGAACUUAUAUUCCGGCAGCAACAUGGAUAUUCAAUAUCUCCACUCUCUUUGCCAAUGAGCUUUCGGCAGGGUAUCCGUUUGCGAAGAUUGCAUCGUUUAUAUGGCCGCUUGGAGCGGAUUCCGGAAACGCCUUGGUUAGCUGGGGCAGUUGGUUUGAUAGCCACAGUGGAAUUAUGCCUAGGUGGCAGAUUCUUUUCAAUCUUACCGUGCUGAGGCUUAUAAGCUUCAAUUUGGACUACUACUGGAGCCUUAGCCAACGAGGCGCCAGCGUAUUAGAGAAGAAACAACUCGACCCUGCUAACCUCUCCGAAAGAGACCGCAUCAACAUUUCCGCCAACGCAAAGGAUUACAAUUUCCGCAACUACGUCGGGUACGCCAUCUACGCGCCAUUAUACCUCGUUGGCCCAAUCGUAACGUUCAACGACUACAUAUCCCAGAUCAAGUAUGCACCAAAGACCAUCGAAACUUCUCGGACUAUCAAGUACGGAAUCCGGUUUCUACUCACUCUGCUCGCUAUGGAGGUCCUCCUGCAUUACGACUACUGCAUCGCAAUCUCGAAAGCACACCCCACCUGGUCCGAUUACACCCCGGCGCAGAUCUCGUUACUCUCAUAUUUCAACCUUCACGUAUUAUGGCUAAAACUUCUUCUUCCUUGGCGAUUCUUCCGUCUUUGGGCUCUUAUUGACGGUAUGGACCCUCCAGAAAACAUGCUCCGCUGCCUCUCCAACAACCCAUCCACUGUCGCAUUCUGGCGGGCCUGGCACCGAAGCUUUAACCGUUGGCUGGUUAGGUAUAUAUAUGUACCUCUGGGAGGUUCCAGCUCAAGGACCUGGAUAUCGACUGUGCGGUCUGUUAUCAAUUAUGCUGCUGUGUUUACGUUUGUGGCGUUAUGGCAUGAUAUCAGUCUGAACCUAUUGAUCUGGGGAUGGCUGAUUGUGUUCUUCAUGAUGCCGGAGGUUAUUGCGGGGUAUCUGUUUCCAAGAAAGAGAUGGGAGAAUAAUCCUACGGCAUACAGGGUGCUGUGUGGGAUUGGGACCGUUGGAAAUUUGGUUAUGAUGGUCACGGCGAAUUUAGUAGGGUUUGCAGUAGGUGUGGACGGCUUGAAAAGUAUUAUUAGUGGGAUUUUCAAGGAUUACUCAGGUAUCGUGUUCAUACUCACCGCAUCAUCGGCGUUGUUUGUGGGUAUUCAAAUCAUGUUCGAAGUACGGCAAAGCGAAGCGAGGAAAGGCAUUUUCCUCAAGUGUUGA
Molecule: messenger RNA, 1917 nt
Organism: Venustampulla echinocandica
Lineage: Eukaryota; Fungi; Ascomycota; Leotiomycetes; Helotiales; Pleuroascaceae
Exons: 5
Coding region: 1-1917 (638 amino acids)
Biological process (GO): GPI anchor biosynthetic process
Cellular component (GO): endoplasmic reticulum
Source: RefSeq, a predicted model, not a curated record